Paramecium sonneborni is the source of this 2865-nucleotide messenger RNA. The record is from the annotation of a GenBank genome assembly. Lineage: Eukaryota; Ciliophora; Oligohymenophorea; Peniculida; Parameciidae.
AUGUCUAAUAUAUUGUAAAAAAUGGUUACUAAAGAAGUUAAAAGAAGAUAAGUUGAAACACGUUUAUUAAACAAAUCAUAACAAACUUUGAGAUAACUUAUACCUGAUUUAAAAUCUCCUCUUAAAACACCUCAAGUAUCAACAGCUCUUGAAUAAUUCAAGAAUAAAUUUACAGAAGGCAAAUAUAUUUUACAAAUUGAAUAACAACGAAAAAGUUAAUUAGAUGAAGUAUUUCUUAGAGUACAAUUACCAAUUAAAAGAGAUUUAUUAGAGGUAUUAUUGUAAUAAUUUGAAACAGAAUUAUGGAGAGUUUGUAAUGAAUAGAAUUUACACUAUUUAAGCGAUCGUUAUUUGAGUUAUCAAUUAUCUAAUAAUAAAUUUCUUAAACAUCUUGUGUAAUUUGUUGAUGAAUAAAAGGAUAAAGCAGAAAUUGCUUUAGCAUAAUUAGCAGGGAAAGAAUCAACCAUUCUUGAAUUAUAAAAUAAAUAUACACAAUUGUAAACGAUGUUUCAACAAUUAUCACAUCAUAAAGAUGAUGGUUAAACCAAACUUUCUAAAAACGAAAGUGUUAAAAGAUAAAAAGAAUUGUAUAUGGAAAAUGUUAGAUUAAAAAAUGAAAUUGAAAGAAUUCAAGAUAAAUUAAAAUAAAUUGAAAAUUAAACUAAUGUUUAGAAAUUACAAGAAUAAUAUUAAGAAUUAGCACGAAAAUCAAGUGAAAAAAUUAAUGAAUUACUUAAUGAAAAUUAAAUUAAAGAAAAACAAAUUUAAAAAUUGAAUCUCCAUUAUUAGAACAUCAAAUCUUAAUAUAAUAAAUUAGAAAAUGAAUCAAAAGCAUAUUAGACAGUAUUUGAAGCUAACAAACAACAUCUUGAUCGAUUAAUUAAAGAAAAUGAAAUUCACACUAACUUAAUGAAUAGAUACAGAGAAAUAGCCUGUAUGUAAAGAGAAGAUUUCGAAGUUAGACUUAUGUAUUAUAAAGAAGAAUUAAAUGUGGCAUCUAAAGCUAAAGAUAAAUUAAUGCAGUUGCAAUCUAAAUUGGAUCGUUUUCAAAUUGAAAAAUCUAAAGACAUAGAACCACUUCCGAAUAACAAUUAUGAAAAAGAAAAAACAGGUUUAGAAAAAUUCAAUGAUUUAUUUAGUAAUGAUAAGACAUAUUAACGUUUGACUUAUUAAGCUUUACAAGAAGAGAAAGGAAGGAUUGUAACAAGAGUAGGACAUUCAAUAGUAACAAUGGAAUAACAUUUUAAUGCAUAGGAAAUUUAAUUAGAAAAGUUUACAAUAGGAUAUUGUCCAUUUAUAAACUUAGUUGAACAUCAUAAAAAGACAUUAGAACAAGAAUUCAGUGGAUUAUAAUAUAAAAGACCUAAUCUACAAUUAUUAGUUACAUUAAGAGUAAUUUUGGAUAGCAAAUGGAAUGAAAUGUAAUUGAAAGGAGAGAAAUUAUGGAGUCAUUUAGCUGAAUUCACUUAUUCUCAUUUAAUGAAUUUUAAAGUUGAUAUGUAAAGUAAAUCAAUAAAAAAGAUUGAUUAAGAUGUUCAUCGUAUAGAUGAUUAGAUAAUAAAGUUUAUAGUUGAUUUCAGUAAUCCUGUAUUUGAGAAGAAUUGGGAAUGCAUAACAUUUUAAGAAUUUUUAAAUGAUUUUACAAGUUAAGAUGAGAUGUAUUUUUAUUUAUAUGCUCGUAAUCUGUUAUUUAGAGGGCCAGAAUGUUCACAUAGUACAGCAUUUUAUGAACCACAUCAUUACAUUCCAUUACUAUAGGCAGAAUUUGUUGCUACUCAUCUUCUCUCUUAAUAUGAAACUGCUACUCUAUAAUAAGUUAAAAAAGUAUUUAGAGAAAAAGCAGUUAAUAAAACCAUCACAAAGAAUCUCUUUAUUGUUGAUGCUUCCUUUGUUCUAAGAAUAUUACUAGAGUUUUAUAGAGUAGAACGUAGAAAUAGAUAUAAAAUGUUUAAAAUAGCAUUUGGUAGUCGUGCUACAAAUAUCAGUUUCAAAUAAUUUAGAGUAGUUCUCAUUAGUAAUUAUCCUUACAUUACUGACCUUGAAUUAGCAACACUAUACAGAGAAGCUUAUUCAUUUACGGGUACUGGAGUUUCAAUUGAUUCCUUUUAUACUAUAGCAUCUGAUACUGCAUUUUUUGUUAAACAUCUAAAAUUAUAAAAUCUUACUACUUAACCUAAAAUUCUUAAUAAAGAAUUCCUUUUUGAACCUGAUACAUAACCCUUCCUUAUUGUCAAUGAAGCCUACAAGAGAGUAAAUUAUACACUUAUUUUAGUUUUAAGCUUAUUAGAAUAAAUUUGAAUAACUCUUAAUUGAUUUUGGUUUGGAAGAGCUUUUCGCAUAAUUUAAAGAAUUAGACAAUCUGAUUUAAUAUCAAUUUGCACCUCUCUAAUAUAAUCAAAAAUCUCUAUCUUAAAUUAUUGAACAUUAUAUGAGUCUAUUUAGAAACAUUAAUAACAUCAUUUGCAAUAGGCUCUACCUUUAAGAUUAGUAAAUCUUAUUUAAUUAUACCAUAGAAUUCAAUAAGGAUAAGAGUUUCUAUCUAAACAUGAAGAAAAAAUGAAACUCAAUAAAGAACAGAAUAAAGAUGCUUAAUUUUAUUCAGGUGAUAAUUUUAAUAAACAAUAUUUGAGAAGAGAUGACUUCAUUCCAGAUAUUGAAAUUCUUAAAGGAUAAAUGGAUUGUUUAGAACAUUUAGGCUCCUAUUUAGAAUCUUAUGAAUUACUCAAAAAAAGAAAAGACUAUUGUAUGAUAAUUUAAGCAAAAAAAAUACAGAAAUUCGUUAAGAAAAAAAUGAAUAAAUUCUACAGUUUUGUAAGUUCUUUACUUAGCGCUAAAUUUAAAGCUUCACUUAAGUAAGGUAAAUGA